This is a messenger RNA of Sitodiplosis mosellana (orange wheat blossom midge), 1718 nucleotides long. RefSeq names its product atlastin-like. Gene Ontology annotation, molecular function: GTP binding; GTPase activity. The transcript is spliced from 4 exons. The record is from RefSeq and is a predicted model, not a curated record. Bases 30 to 1091 code for a protein of 353 amino acids. NCBI's taxonomy places the organism in Eukaryota, Metazoa, Arthropoda, Insecta, Diptera, Cecidomyiidae.
UGGACUCGACCAUUUUUGCCUUGAGUGCGAUGGCCUCUUCGGUGCAGUGUUAUAAUGUGUUGCGCGAAAUUCAAGCAUCGGAUUUGGAAUAUGUGAAAUUUUUCGGUGGAUUCGCUAGUUUUGCCGAUGAACAAAAUCAAGUUGAACACGAGAAAUUAUUCCAAAAAUUGUACUUUAUCGUUCGCGAUGCGCCCAAAGUGCAUGAAAAUUUCGAGUAUGGAUGGGAAAAACGUGAUAAAACCAGCGAAAAAAAUCGAAAAGAUCACAUUUUCACGAAUUAUGAACACAUUGACACAUUUUAUAUGCCAUCUCCCGGUGACAAUGUAACACAGACAAUCUCUUUUGAUGGUAACCUACACCAUGUACAUGGUUCGUUCAAAGGCAAUGUCACAAUAUUAGCACAUAGUUUGUUUGCACCGAACAACUUGGUUGUCAAACAAAUCAAUGGACAAAAAGUACGUGCCAAAGAAUUGCUGCCUUACUUAAAAGCCCAUGCAAAUAUUUUGAAAAAAGGCCAAUUACUGAACCCAAAAACAUAUCUGCAGGCCGUUCUAGACGUUCAGUACACAACCGAGAUAGAUGAUUGUUUUAAAAAGUAUUGCGCUCAAAUGAAUGCAAUUUUCAAUUCUUAUAAAUCAUAUUUUAAGACGGCGGAACUUAUGCAACGUCACACUGAACUGACCGAUGAGGCAUUGAAAAAGUUUUCCGAGCAGAAAAAACUCAAUGAAAAGGAGUAUGUAUCGACUUUUGAAAACAAACUCAAAAGCAACAUUGAUGCAGAGUUUGAGCGUCUGAAUAAAACCAAUGAGUUGCGACGCCAAAAUUAUAUCUUGGCCUACAAUACGGCAUUAGUUAAAAGCAUUGCAACGAAAUUCGAGAUGGAAAUGGUUGAAAACAUCACACAUGGAAAUUUUUCAAUAGCCAUAGCUAAGUCAUUAAAUGAGUUUGACAGACAGCAACAGAUUGAAGAUAUCUCGGAAAAUCUCUCUAAGAAAUACCGUUCAUACCUAGAGAACCGUUUGAAUGAACUUGCUGCCAAAGAAAAACCAAAUGCUUCGAUUGAGAAAAUAUUCUUCAGCAAUGUUGGAUAGAACAACCAUUUCCCAUUUUAUUUCGUUUCUUCUUAUGUCUGCUUGUUCUUCUUGUCCUCUUUGUCUUAAUUCCAAACAAUCCUAUCUGAAUCAUCAAGUAAAAAGUAGCAAGAUCUUAACAACAUAAAUAAAAGAUAUCAUGUAAACAUUUCUGCGGCUUAAAAUAUAAAGUUUUUAACAGCUUAAUCAUAAAAUUCCGAAGCGCGACUCCACACUUAACUUCUCAAUGUGACACCUAGCUAAGUGUGAGCAUUAGACUGUACGUAUUGGCCCACAUAUAUUCGAGUUGAUCGCCACGAGGUUGAAUUUCGUGUAGAGAACAAUCCAAAUAAGACGGCAUCGGUUGUGGCUCGUGACAUUAACAAUGCACGCUUCAAGAACAAUUUUUCACGUCGCAUUGGUGUGACGGUGUUACGGGCCGGUGUUGUUGGUCCGAGCGUUUCAUUCGUUUCGCAGAAAAUUGAAAAUAUUUAUAUUUGGAAAAAAAAACUGUAAUAUUCAGCUUUGAUUUCUACUAACGCUUGCAUGAUUGCCCAACCGCUUAUCAGUUUUUGUCGAUUCAACUAUUCAACUUUUAUUCCAAUGUUCACAAAAUAAAGCAAUUUCAAAUCUCAGUUCAAAUCAGAA